AUGCAAUGGAAUGAAGUGAGUAAGCUGUUACUAGAUACAACUCUAAAGAAUAACAAAAACAUCGUUAAAAAUAAUGGAACUAAACAAGUACCUAAAAUAUCACCUAUUAUAACAAAGAAAAAAGCAGAAAAAAUUUAUAUUCCAAAUGUAAGUACUCAAAGGAAUAUACCAAACUUCCAAUUAGGUACCAAUAUGCUAGCUCAAUUAUUAGGUUCUCCAAUGAGAAAAGAUAGGUUGACUAUGAUUAAAUCACCGAAGGAUUUUUUAUUACAACUAAAGCUUAUUAGAGUUAACGAUGAAGAUCUAAAAUUGGAUCUUUCAAGAAAACAUUCUAAAAAAGGAGAAAGUACAUACAUAACGAACAAAAGUACUUAUGUUAAUGUAUUGCUACCCAAGAUGACAUCUGCCAUAAUCCCAUUGAGGGCUGUGAGAUCAAGUUUGCUUAAAAUAGACGCUAAACAGAUAAUCAAUAGUAAUGAUAUGAAACCAGUCAUUGAAAAAUACGAAAAUUGGCUUAUUCACGCCUUUAAAGCAAAAAUGGGUAAAUUACUUGGGAAAUUACCUGCAGAAUCAUCAACAGACGUUUGUAUAAUUAACAAGAAUGAUGAAGAAGGUAUACAAAUCAAUCCAAAUGCCAAAAAGACACUGAUAUUCAACAUUAAAAAUAUUCCUGGUUCUGACAAGUAUAGAGACAUAUCAAUAUCAUUAUCAGUAAAAACAGAUUUGGAGAUGAUUAAAUUCAUUUACAAAUUAAUUAUGUAUUAUAAAUAA
Molecule: messenger RNA, 771 nt
Organism: Saccharomycodes ludwigii
Lineage: Eukaryota; Fungi; Ascomycota; Saccharomycetes; Saccharomycodales; Saccharomycodaceae
Gene: RRG8
Product: Rrg8p
Exons: 1
Coding region: 1-771 (256 amino acids)
Source: RefSeq, a predicted model, not a curated record